AUGGUCAUCAUGGCCGCAGAGCUGACAUCAACCAAGCUCAACCCGGAGAGUCACAUCAUUCUGGACCAACCGCUUCUCCGACUUCCACACGAACUAGCCCGCAGAAAUUUUAAGACUGUUCAACGAGCCGUCGAACGCGAGAAGGAAUAUGUUCUCCCUACACUCCGAGACACGGCCAACGCCUCACUCUCCAACACACAAACCCCCGAUCAGACACUUGCCGCUCUCGACGCGAUGAUAUCCCGAAUGCAAGGUCUCAAGAGGAAGAUGGAAGGGUUACAAGAAGAAGAGAAGAGAAUCCACAACCAGUCCCGCAAGCGCAUUCAACACCUGGAGGCGCUGCACAAGAUCCCCAAUCUAGCUGAUGUCAAAUACGACCAGUGGGCAAGAGUACGACUGGAUCGACUACUUGUAGACCAUAUGUUGCGAUCGGGGUACUCGGAAAGUGCAAAGCAAUUAGCCCAAGAGCGGGGAGUGGAGGAUCUUGUGGAUCUUGGUGUCUUUACGCAGUGCCAACGAAUUGUCGAAAGCCUGCGACGAGGAGAGACGAAGGAAGCACUGCAGUGGUGUGGUGAGAAUAAAGCGGCACUAAAGAAGAGCCAGCACAACCUCGAAUUUGAGCUCCGACUGCAGCAAUUCAUCGAGAUGGUCCGGACGCAGGAUAAAACCAAGAAGAUUGAAGCAAUUGCUCAUGCUAAGAAAUAUCUCAUAUUGAAUCACCAAGCUCAGAAUCCAGAGAUUAGACGUGCUGCUGGUUUGCUUGUCUUCAAGCAAGACACACGAGUUGAGCCUUACAAGUCGCUUUUUUCACUGGGCCGCUGGAAAGAGUUAUCAGAUCUCUUUGUACAGACUCACCAUGAGUUACUUUCAUUACCGUCACAGCCGCUGCUGCAUAUUGCACUUUCAGCCGGACUUUCGGCCCUCAAAACACCUCUUUGUCACUCCGCAUACACAUCAUCCAGCUCUAACUCACAGUCAACCUCAACGUCAGUCUGCCCGAUCUGCUCGACCGAACUGAACGAGCUUGCCCGCACCAUGCCAUACGCUCAUCACUCCAAGAGCUACGUGGAGAGUGACCCUAUCGUCCUACCUAAUGGCCGUGUUUACGGACAACAGCGGUUAAUCGAAAUCAGCACCAAGCUGGGAUCCGUGGAAGCGGGCAAGGUCAAGGACCCAACGACGGGCGAGGUCUUUGACGAGAGCGAAAUGAAGAAAGUGUAUAUAAUGUAG
Penicillium nucicola is the source of this 1230-nucleotide messenger RNA. RefSeq names its product FYV10 family protein. The record is from RefSeq and is a predicted model, not a curated record. The transcript is spliced from 4 exons. Bases 1 to 1230 code for a protein of 409 amino acids. Lineage: Eukaryota; Fungi; Ascomycota; Eurotiomycetes; Eurotiales; Aspergillaceae. Gene Ontology annotation, cellular component: cytoplasm; nucleus; GID complex. Gene Ontology annotation, biological process: proteasome-mediated ubiquitin-dependent protein catabolic process. Gene Ontology annotation, molecular function: ubiquitin protein ligase activity; protein binding.